Molecule: messenger RNA, 2204 nt
Organism: Amaranthus tricolor (Joseph's coat)
Lineage: Eukaryota; Viridiplantae; Streptophyta; Magnoliopsida; Caryophyllales; Amaranthaceae
Product: 4-diphosphocytidyl-2-C-methyl-D-erythritol kinase, chloroplastic
Exons: 12
Coding region: 254-1456 (400 amino acids)
Biological process (GO): terpenoid biosynthetic process
Cellular component (GO): chloroplast
Molecular function (GO): ATP binding; 4-(cytidine 5'-diphospho)-2-C-methyl-D-erythritol kinase activity
Source: RefSeq, a predicted model, not a curated record
AUGAAGUUAUCCGCCCAUGUGUGGCACCAUCACAUGGCGGUUAAUGCCCAACCCUUUUAUCCCCUUCUCAGUUCCCACCAACCUAACUCAAUAGUCAAUCAAUACUACCAUUCUAUAAUUCUGACAUGCUUUUUUCUUCUUUUAUCAAUCAGAAACAUUUACUUGUCUCAUAAACCCAAAAUUUACAAACAGUUCUUCAAGUUCUUCACCAAAUUAGCAUGAACAAUUGAGACCCUUAAUCACAGUGAACAAAAUGGCUUCCACCCAUCUUCUUCAUGGUUCAAUUCUCAGCAUUUCUUUCAAUCCUACCAAAAGAAGUGAUUUUCCUACAUUUGGAAUUUAUGGGUUUAACAAAAAAUUCAAUCUUGGAAAGAACCCAUCUUUCAAAACAAUGUCUUGUCUUAACCAAUCAUCUGGUGGGAGAAGACAAAUAGAAAUAGUAUAUGACCCAGAAGAAAGACUGAACAAAUUAGCAGAUAAAGUAGAUAAGGAGGCUGGUCUUUCUAGGCUCACUCUUUUCUCACCUUGUAAGGUGAAUGUUUUUUUGAGAGUUACUGGAAAAAGGGAGGAUGGAUAUCAUGAUUUAGCAUCUUUGUUUCAUGUGAUAAGUUUGGGAGAUAAGAUUAAAUUCUCUUUGUCACCUUCAAAGUCUAAAGAUAGCCUAUCAACAAAUGUGCCAGGAGUUCCUCUUGAUGAUAGGAAUCUGAUAAUCAAAGCCCUAAAGCUGUAUCGGAAGAAGACCGGUAGCGACAAGUACUUUUGGAUUCAUCUAGAUAAGAAGGUUCCUACAGGAGCCGGGCUUGGAGGAGGAAGUAGCAAUGCUGCCACUGCACUUUGGGCAGCGAAUCAAUUUAGUGGUGGUAUUGCAACAGAGAAGGAGCUUCAAGAAUGGUCGGGGGAAAUAGGUUCCGAUAUUCCUUUCUUCUUUUCACGUGGAGCAGCAUUUUGUACUGGGAGGGGUGAGGUGGUUAAAGAUAUUCCACCACCCAUACCUAUGGACACUCCUAUGGUUCUGAUAAAGCCCCCUGAAGCAUGUUCUACUGCCCAAGUUUACAAGCGCCUUCGUUUGGAUCAAACUAGCAAGCUUGAUCCGCUAUCUUUGCUAGAGAAAAUGUCAAGUGAAGGGAUUUCUCAAGAUGCCUGUAUCAAUGAUUUGGAGUCUCCUGCAUUUGAAGUUCUACCAAGUUUACGAAGAUUGAAACAACGUAUUAUUGCCGCAAGCCGUGGGCAAUAUGAUGCCGUUUUUAUGUCUGGAAGUGGAAGCACUAUUGUUGGGAUUGGCUCUCCAGAUCCGCCACAAUUUUUAUAUGAUGAUGAAGCAUACAAGGAUGUUUUCUUAUCUGAGGCUACCUUCAUCACUCGAGAAGAGAACCAAUGGUAUUUAGAGCCUACAUCAAGUACUACUGGUUCUGUUGCUGAAUUUUCUCGGCCACUCAGUGAUGGAAUCACACAUUAAAUUGAUGCUGAGUUUUGAUGCUGAAAGGAUCAUCACAGGUGUUGAAUAGACGUUUCGAUAAAAUCGGUCAGUUAUCGGAGGAUCAUUUAGCACAACCCUUUUGAUUUGUGUAUCAUUUGAAAGAGGAAACUAAGGAAAAAAUCUAUAUAUUAUCAGCUGUUAUGGAUGAUGGGGAAUUUCAUACUGCUCAUAGUAUUUGGCCAAGUCUAAUACUUCUCCAUUGAUGGCUAAAUUAUAUUUUCAAGUCCAUUAUUUGAUUUAUGUAAAUGUCUCUGGAAAAUCAAUAUGAUUAUACAGAUGAUGUCAGUAUGUCGUCUUUUAUGUCCGUUGUUGGCUAUUUUAUUGAGACAGACUAAAAUGAAAAAUAGGGCAAAUCAGUUGGUUCUCGUUUACAAUGCUAUUCUAACUAGAAGUGAAUUUAAAUUUAGUAGAGGUAUAAGGUUUUUAAGUGUUCUGUUUUCUUUUCUUGUGGGUUUUUUUUCACAAAUUUAAUAGGAUAGAAAUAUAUAAAUGGAAUGAAAAUAUAAGUUAAAUACGUAGUUAUAUGAUUUAUGGAGUCCCAAGAGACAUCUAGUACUCUUUAAUUGGAACUUACCAAAUAAUGGGCUAUGAGUAUGCACUUGUGCCAUGGAGUAUUAAUGUAUUAUAUACAUUAGAAUCUUUAAAGCUCUGCAUUAUCAAAAUAUUUAAUUGCAAAGUAUAUACAUAGAUUAUAGGCAUAUGUUUUGUUCUCUAUCUUGACCGUUUU